Molecule: messenger RNA, 2247 nt
Organism: Neocloeon triangulifer
Lineage: Eukaryota; Metazoa; Arthropoda; Insecta; Ephemeroptera; Baetidae
Exons: 7
Coding region: 147-1703 (518 amino acids)
Molecular function (GO): protein binding
Source: RefSeq, a predicted model, not a curated record
GUUAAAUUUCACGCUGACUGCGCUCUCGCGACAGUGGCGGUUUCGGAGUCGCUUCGUGAUCCAGUGCGCCGACUGCGCGGCUCCUGUUUAGUGCCAUUAGGAGCGCAGCAAGGGCAGGAUGGACUCGAGACGCUGAGACCAAGACAAUGCUUUUGCCGUUGGUGCUUGCUAUCCUUUGCUCCUUCACAUCUUUAUGUGAGGCACUGAUGGGAGAUCAUGUCUGCGCCAAAAUUGAAAAAUAUUCUGUUCCUGUAACAGUAAGCUAUGCUAAACCUUACAAAGUAAGAGAAAAUUACUGGUGUCCAAAAUUCCCUCCAAGAUGUACAAGGGAGAAAACGGAGCUGAAGACGGAAUACCAAGUUGAGAAUAUCACUAAAACACGGGUGGUCAAUGUGUGCUGCAAAGGCUACCUUCAAGAGGACGACACCUGUGUGGCCUUUUGCACUCAAGGUUGCCAGCAAGGAACCUGCAUUGCGCCUGAUAUUUGCAAGUGUCACACCGACUUCUAUGGACCGUCAUGCGAAAAAGUGUAUGAAUUAGUGCAGUUUGUUCCGUCAAGUUCGACAACUACCAUAAGCACCGCUGUUGAAGAUUUUUCUGAGGUUUCGUUAACACUUUCAACUACCCCACGAUGGUCUCCAGCGAUUUCUACGACAACGACAAAACCUACAUCACCGAGCCCUUUGCCCACUAGUGUUGAAAACACAACUCCUAGUGACGAAAUGCUGAAAAUUAGCUCACCUGCGUCUGAUGAGCCAGCCCUUGCAAAAACCUCCCCUUCCGUUCUCAAAAAUGAAGAAGGUCACACGCACGACCUCGAGGCUCAACCGUCCGACGCUUUUGAAGUGACCCUGGGCACGAUUUCGUCAACAGAGGAUCCCUUGGGGUCCUUUCCAACGUCCCCCUCCAUUACAUCGGAAACAACCCCACUAUUCGCGAAAGAAAUAGUGACUCCCGAAAUUACUGAAAUCAUUGAAUCGUCAACGGAGACGCAGCCCACCCCUUCCAACCCCUUGAUAAACUUUUCGCAGCCCCUUUCCCCUCCGACCGGCGGCGACCCGGGUUCGACGUCCUUUGCUGGCACUACUGGCUUCACGCACUCGGUGAUUGUGUUGAACAACCACUCCAUUCACACUAGCGUCGCGACCCACCCGCGCCACAAUCAGGCGCUCCAUUCAUUUUUUGAGGAACACGCUUUUCUCCUAGUCGUGGUUGGGGCGGCGCUCUCUCUAAUUUUAGGCACUGUCCUUGCCGUCCUAGUUUGCCAGCAAGUCGUGAAAAACGGAAAGAAGAAACAAAAUAACAGUUCUCAAGAAACUGUCCGGCAUUUACCUCCUUUGCCAACAGCAAUAUCCUUGGAAAUGCCAUCAACCCCUAUUAUAAGUUUCUCUGCAUGCUGUGAGUCUAUUGAUCUUCAGCCAGCCAUAUAUUCAAUGGGAACGUUCAAACCAUCAGGUCACCAGCCCACAAUUUCUAGAGAAUUGCGAGAGGCACUAGAGGCUACCUAUGACCACCCGCCCUCGCAAAGUAGGUCAUGUCACAGCUCGGAGGGUCAAAGAUCGCUGGCGGAAAUGUGGGAAGCGGUGAUGAGCGCCAGCAAAGAGCGCGAGGUGCCGCAGCCCGCGCAGGUCGACGAAGAGCAUCUGUACCAGGAAAUUCCGUGUUACCAUCCAAGGUUGGAAAUCCACGACUCGAGGUGCUGAACUAAUUCACCGCCAGAGAGAAAAACUAUUUUCUUGUGGUCAACUCUGUGAAAAGUUCAAGAUUUUAUUUUUUAAGACUGCUCAUUUCUUUAUUAAAUUUAAGUGGCUCCUAAAAGAAACGAAUUUUCUGUUUAUUUAUUACUUUUUUUUACUUAUUAUACAAAGUUCCUUAAAAAAACUCAUUUUUGUUCAAAAUUAUCUGGGAAAUCUAUGCGUAAUAUAAACACGUGAUGAAACGUCAUUAUUAGCACUUGCGUCACAAGCCAGACGGAGAGGAAGGUAAAAAGUCCAACGUCCAACACCACCGCUCUUAUUUUUUCUUAGACAAAAUAUCAGUACCAUCAUCAAGUGACUCAAACUGGUUGAUUAGCUUUUAUUAUGAAAUUUCGGGUUUUCGUACCGAAAGUCUUGUAUUUUUUUCGUCAAAUUUAAACAAAUAUAAGUAACAUAAAAAUUAGAAAAAUUAUUUUUUGCAGAAAUUUAUUAAAAUGAUUUCUACUAAGUAUGCUGUUUAAACCAAAAUAUCGCAAAAUAAAUAUUUAUU